AUGCACCGCCCCAUGUCGCUGAUUGAUCUUGUUGCGCUCGUGCCCUACGUGGUUGAAGCGAUCGCGUGCUACAGCGCUGUACUUCCGGAGGCGUCGGCGGUCGUGCAGGCCUGCGCCUUCUGCGGGUCCUCGCCUUUCUGCGCAUCGAGCGGUCGGUCGUACGAUGCGGUCAAGCGUCUUCGCAUCAUCUUUCGCAAGAAGCGGUCCAAAUUGAACGCAUUUUGGCGCUGCUAG
Molecule: messenger RNA, 234 nt
Organism: Saprolegnia parasitica CBS 223.65
Lineage: Eukaryota; Oomycota; Saprolegniomycetes; Saprolegniales; Saprolegniaceae
Exons: 3
Coding region: 1-234 (77 amino acids)
Source: RefSeq, a predicted model, not a curated record